AUUUCGUAUAUAAAGCUAAAUUCGACCAACCCUGCCUCCUCCUCUAAACCCUAGUACACUAUACCGGCCGGAUCUUUUCUUGGCCCAUUCUUUUUCAGCUUAGAAGAAGAGAAAAACUCGUCGAAGAAGAAGAAUGGCUGGGAAAGGUGAAGGACCAGCUAUCGGAAUCGAUCUCGGAACUACUUAUUCCUGCGUCGGCGUUUGGCAGCAUGACCGUGUUGAGAUCAUCGCCAACGACCAGGGUAACAGGACUACUCCGUCCUAUGUUGGAUUCACUGACACCGAGCGUCUCAUUGGAGAUGCCGCCAAGAACCAGGUGGCCAUGAACCCCAUCAACACUGUCUUCGAUGCAAAAAGGCUGAUUGGAAGAAGAUUUUCUGAUGCGUCAGUUCAGAGUGAUAUCAAGUUGUGGCCUUUUAAGGUCAUCCCUGGACCUGGUGACAAGCCCAUGAUCAUUGUCACCUAUAAGGGCGAAGAAAAGCAAUUUGCAGCUGAAGAGAUCUCUUCCAUGGUGCUGAUUAAAAUGAGAGAGAUUGCCGAGGCUUACCUUGGUUCAACUGUGAAGAAUGCUGUGGUCACUGUUCCUGCUUACUUUAAUGAUUCCCAACGUCAAGCUACCAAGGAUGCCGGUGUUAUUGCUGGUCUCAAUGUCAUGCGUAUCAUUAAUGAACCCACGGCUGCCGCCAUUGCUUAUGGUCUGGACAAGAAGGCAACCAGUGUUGGUGAGAAAAAUGUGUUGAUUUUUGAUCUUGGAGGGGGUACCUUUGAUGUUUCUCUUCUCACCAUUGAGGAGGGUAUCUUUGAGGUUAAGGCCACAGCUGGAGACACCCAUCUCGGAGGUGAAGAUUUUGACAACAGAAUGGUGAAUCACUUUGUUCAGGAAUUUAAGAGAAAGAACAAGAAGGAUAUCAGUGGUAACCCUCGUGCCCUUAGGAGGUUGCGUACCGCUUGUGAGAGGGCAAAGAGGACUCUUUCAUCCACUGCUCAGACAACCAUUGAGAUCGAUUCUCUAUUUGAAGGCAUUGAUUUCUACUCGACUAUCACCCGUGCCAGAUUUGAGGAACUUAACAUGGAUCUGUUCAGGAAAUGUAUGGAGCCAGUGGAGAAGUGUCUGAGGGAUGCCAAGAUGGACAAGAGUUCAAUUCAUGAUGUUGUACUUGUUGGCGGUUCUACUAGAAUUCCUAAAGUCCAACAACUACUCCAGGACUUUUUCAACGGGAAAGAGCUUUGCAAAAACAUCAACCCGGAUGAGGCUGUUGCUUAUGGCGCCGCUGUCCAAGCUGCUAUUUUGAGUGGAGAGGGGAACGAGAAAGUGCAAGAUCUCCUGCUUUUGGAUGUCACCCCCCUCUCCCUUGGUUUGGAAACUGCUGGUGGUGUCAUGACUGUUUUGAUUCCCAGGAACACUACCAUUCCCACCAAGAAGGAGCAGGUUUUCUCUACAUACUCUGACAACCAACCUGGUGUGUUGAUUCAGGUAUACGAGGGGGAGAGGGCAAGGACCCGGGACAAUAACUUGCUGGGUAAAUUUGAGCUUUCUGGCAUUCCUCCCGCUCCAAGGGGUGUUCCCCAGAUUACAGUGUGCUUUGACAUUGAUGCCAAUGGUAUUCUAAAUGUGUCCGCUGAGGACAAGACCACUGGACAAAAGAACAAGAUCACCAUUACCAAUGACAAGGGUAGGUUGUCAAAGGAUGAAAUUGAGAAAAUGGUUCAAGAAGCAGAGAAAUACAAGUCUGAGGAUGAAGAGCACAAGAAAAAGGUUGAAGCCAAGAAUUCUUUGGAAAACUAUGCCUACAACAUGAGGAACACAGUGAAGGAUGAGAAAAUUGGUUCCAAGCUCUCACCUGCUGACAAGAAGAAGAUUGAGGAUGCUAUUGAGGCCAGCAUCCAGUGGCUAGACAGCAACCAACUUGCCGAAGCUGAUGAGUUUGAGGACAAAAUGAAGGAGUUGGAGGGUAUCUGCAACCCAAUCAUUGCCAAGAUGUACCAAGGUGCUGGGGGUGACAUGGGUGGUGGUGCGCCCAUGGAUGAUGAAGAUGUCCCUCCUUCUGGUGGCAGCGGAGCUGGUCCCAAGAUUGAGGAGGUCGACUAAGCAUUGUUCUCAGUUCUCACAUACAAUGGGCAAAUUUAUCUGUUUUCAGCUUGUUAUUUAAUUUUACCAAACAUUCGUAGUUUAUAUUCAUAUAAAGUAGGCUUUUAAAAAGAGCCAUACUUAUAUGUCCUAAGCUUUUCAAUAUUGACUCUCCUUUGUGAUAGCAAUUAUUUUGAAUUAUUCACGGUUUUGCUUCAAGUCUACACUGAUUCUUUUUGUUCUCA
This is a messenger RNA of Oldenlandia corymbosa var. corymbosa, 2313 nucleotides long. Lineage: Eukaryota; Viridiplantae; Streptophyta; Magnoliopsida; Gentianales; Rubiaceae. The record is from the annotation of a GenBank genome assembly.